Messenger RNA from Lymnaea stagnalis (great pond snail), 43264 nucleotides. The record is from the annotation of a GenBank genome assembly. Lineage: Eukaryota; Metazoa; Mollusca; Gastropoda; Lymnaeidae.
AUUCUUCCACAAAAUCCAAACAUGGCCGUUCUGACGCCAUGUCGAGGGUCGUGAAAUGUAGAUUAUAACUUGUGGCUUUCCCGAUGUUGGCCCAUAAACAGCCCCGUUUUGACUUUAAAAGAAGGAAUUCAGAAAAUAUUUUUGUCGUUCUAAGAAAGCCUCAAAUGAGUUUUGGGGCUUUCGCCUUGAUGUUUAUGGAGUAAUAUGAAUUUGGACCCGCUUUCUUUUGCGUUAUCCGAAAUAAGUUAUACGAUUGCCAAUUUAACUAAGAAAAACUUCAAGCAAAGCUUUGCUGCUAUAAACCACGUAAGCAAAAUGUUAAUUUUUAUAUAAUAUGACAUAUGGUAUUACAGCCUGAGAGGAGUAAGUCAAUAACAUUAUUUAAUGUAACAUUCCCCUAAUUAUCUAAUAAUUGACACUAAAAUUAACUUCCUUCUUUUAAAAAAGAAUAAAAUAUGGUUGCACUUGUCACCCUGUUGCCUACUCGGCCUCCUGAUAAAACUACGACUUCCACGACCACUUAUUUGUUUUUGAGACUUUACUUAAAGAAGGCCUACCCUACUUUUAAUAGUAAAUUAAAAUAGUGUAGCCUAGUUGUAAGGCCAUAGCCUAUAAUUUAAUUAGUUACAGCUACGGUUUUUGUAGGCUGCGUAGGCCUACGCUUACACUUACACUAUAUUCACAGUGAUUCACACACUGAACCGCCAAGGUGGGUGCUGGGCAACCCUGUUGCUCCACUGACAUGUGGUAAAUGGACCUCCAUAAUAUGUUGUGAAUUUUUUUUUUUUUUAAAGUGAAUAUAUUGUAAGUUCAUUUAAAAAUUCGAAGUGUCUACACGUCCGGCGCGCCGGACGUGUAGUACGCAAGAUACACGUCCGGCGACUUGUCACGUGACCGCCGGACAUGGCCGGACGGCUAGUAGUUUUUAUAAUUCCAAACGAAAUACGAUUUAGUAUAUCUUGUCUGGUCUUGUGGUAGGGUGGGUGCUUGACGAUAGGAAUGUUUGAGGAUCUAUACCGGGGAUAGGGUCGUUUUUUUUCUUCCCAUUUUAAUUAAAAUAUUUUGUAUAUAUUUAUAUUAUCAUGUUCCUCAGCAACAGUAGUUUCAUGAGAAGUUUUUAAAUAUUUUGUAGCAAUUGAAAUAAUUUAAAAUGAAAUCUUUAACUUUUAUUGGUUGCCACACUGGCCCCUAAUUUAUUUUAUGGAUUACUGGUACACAAAAAAUAACAAACUAAACAAAAAUGUUUACAAGCCACUUUCACUUAAGUUUCUUUUUCUAUUAUUUGCAUUCAAGAUACUCAGUACAUUACUUGGUAGAGAAAUAGAUUUUAAAAUUAACAAUAGUUUUGAAUUAUUCGCAGUCACGUGACAAGGCUGAUCGACACGAUAUCUCUCGCCACUUUGUUACGGCGGUCAUGUGACUUGGUCGCCGGACACAUAGUGCGGGAGAUAGACGUCCGGCGCGCCGGACGUGUAGACACUGCCUUAAAAAUUACCCUUAACCCACGAGCUGUCAAAACAGCCAAUUAUCAUUUUUGCAGCUGAAAACAUUUCUCAUAAAAUUUGGGCUAGGAUGUUCUUAGCUGUCUUCCAAAGUAUAAAGGACACAGAGAUUCCCCAGUCCCCACGUUUAACUCCAGCUAUAAAAAUGGUUCCAGAUUGAAAAGAUUUUGGUUUUGAACUAUGCGAUACACAUUUUUUCUUAGCCUUAAACCUCUUUGAUUUACUAAAAACGAAUAGAAAAUUUAAUUUAAGUAUAUUUCAUAUAAACUUGAUUGGUUGCCAGAUUUAAUUUAUGCUGCGAAAAUAAUAUUCAAUGAAGAAUAGGAAUAUAAAAUCAUACACAUUGUUCAGGUGCAUUCACCCUGCCUAAGUAGUGUAGUAUUUGGGUGCGACGAGUCUUGUCAACAUCUAUACCGCUAAGUACACCUUUACUAAAUAUUCAGCCCUUGAGAACAGCACAUUUCAUCAUUUAGUUAAAUUUUUUUUCAACCUUAAAGGAUUUUAUGAUAUAUCUAUAGUAUAGAGUGGCACAUUUGAUUUUCAUUGGCACAUGCAGGUGGUACAUUUGUUUCAUUAUCACUGAAUAAUUUCAGUAAUAAUUCUGAUAUAUCCCUUGAGCACUGAAUCACUAUACAAAAAAAUCAGCGACACACAGUCUCACUUUACCUUAACUGAUUGUGACAAAGCUACAUUACAUUGAUAAUCUGUGAAGGAAAUAAUGCUGAAAAAGACAAACUUUUUGUUCUUUUGCCAGGCACUCUCUGAGCACUGUUCUGAACCUGUUCCCCAUAUCUUUAUUUCCUAUUUUAGUGUGUAAGACAAGAACAGAAACAUCCUUUCCCAUUUGCUAAGUGGUCACAGGUUUAGCUUGGCUAGUAUGUGUCUCAUGCAAUUUAAAAUGUGUUAUACAAAUAAUGCGACUAAACUCCUCAAAGAAAAAAUAGUACAAUAGUACAUAAUACUGUAUAGAGAGUCUAUACUAACUUUCUAGUUUGUACUGCCUGUUCUGCCCCAACCUCUGAUUCAUGUGGUCUAGCAUGUUUCCUGUCAUUUUAUUAGUUGUCAUGAACCAUGACACAAUUUUGGGACAGAUUAGUUAAUUUAAUGGUUUUAAAUGUUUUUUGUCUUUCGAGUAAAUGAGUAGUGAUCAGGGUUGUAUAUAGCUGAUUACAGGCAUCAGGCUUUUGUUAUCUGUUAGGCAAGCUGCAGAAAAUGUUUUUUAACUUAAUAGUUUUAAUAGUUGCCAUUCAAAUAACUGAUAUUUUGAAUAAUGGGCAUUCAUAUAAUUUACGCUCUACUGAACUAUUUUACAAAAAUUAACCUAAAUAAUGUGUAGAUACUGAAUACUGUACAGAAAUUAUAAAUACGCCUAAUAUUUUCUUACAAAAUAUAUCAAGUUAAAAUUUUACUCAUGUCACCUGUUUUGGUGUAAAAGCAUUCAACCAAAUUUUUCGGGGAUGGGGAAAGAUUUUUUAAUGAAAUUUGGCCUUUUAGCGCAAAAAUGUAGAGAUGUCAAAUUUUAGGUCUUACAAGUCUUAGAAAAAAAGUUAUUGCAAUUUGAAAAUGCUUAAGUCACAAUUUUACCCAUGCAGAACUACAAGUGUUAAUUAAUUAAAUGUCAAAUUUCUUCAGCGUUAAAUUUUUUUUCAAAAUUUGCAUGUGAAAUUGUAACAAAUAUUUUACAUCAUUGCUUGAAUAUAUCGGUAUAUUUAUUAUUCUUCAGCUUGUUAACCAGCACGGAGCUGAAGCCGAUAGGCAUCUCUUUAGGUGCCUUUUUUCUCAUAUCGACUUCAGUGGAGAUGGUAAAAGUAGUGGCAAGGACUUGCUUCAGGUAUGAUCAAACUCUUACUGAAAAUUAAAUAUUUUUUUCAAAAUACAUUUUUUAAUAAAUAACAAAUUAUUAAAAAAUUUGUCAUAAAUGUUAUAAGCAAUUUCUUUAAUAUUAUUAUAGGAAAAUAUUGGCAAAAUCACUUUUGUUUAUUUUCAUUAUUCUGUAAUAAUAAUUACUCUUCUAAUUGGUUCUAUAAAAUGCAUUUGCAUGCAUUUAUUACAUAGCCUAAUUUUUUCAAGCAUAAAAUCUUAUUGAAGUAAUUUAUGCAUGCAAAAAUUAAAAGUUAUCCUAUUCAAUUUAUAACUUUAAAUCUACAUUUUACCAUUUUCUUUUAAUUUAAAAAAAAAUUAAAUUUAAAAGCAGAUAUCAUGUUGUGCAAUUGUUUGUAAACAUUUCUCAAUUUUUUAAAUUUUAAUAAUUUUUUUUUAUCCAGAUACAGUAUUUAAGUCAAGAAUUUGGUGCCUUGCUUACGAAGCCGAACUUUAUUUCUAUUCUUUGCUAUUCUAUUGAUAAUCCUCUUCAACAACAAAAUGUAAGUUUUUCUAUUUUUGUCUAAAAAGUUCUUACUUAAAAUUCAAGUAAUGAUUUAUUAUAUUUUCCUAAUGUGUUGGCAUGCGUUUUUUUUUAUAUAUUGGAGCACAUUUUAAAAAUUGUUGAUAUUGGGGCACAUUUUUAAAAUUUAUAUAUUAGAGCUAAUGAUGCCAAAGUGGUCAGCUCUGUCUGUCAAGGAUUCUGUGAGAUUUAUAGGGUGGUUUUGGGUUAGGUGAUAAAUUAAAGAGUUUUAACCCUUUCAGUCACAUUGUGGCUUUCUAGCCCUUAUGCCUGUCGCGUUAUGGCCAAAUCCCGCCAUAAACAACACGCAAUCUUCAAUGUUGCAUAGGGAAGUAAGGAGAUACAAACAGCUUAUUUAUAAAUUGGAAGCGUCAAGCUCUUGUUUUGUUUGGGUUUGGUGGCCCUGCACUUGAUUUAAUUUUUUUACUUUCGAUUUAAAAAAAAAAUUGUGCUUUCUUGACAGUAGAGCUUAAUUAAUUGGGUUUGUCCAUAUAGAUCACUUCUAGAAACUGCAAGUACGUCGGCUGUUGGUGUCGACAGUACAGAAUUUCAUUCAUAUAUAGAUGCAGAAAUAGAUAUGGCAAUAAAAAUGAUGUCUUUAUUUUAUUAGAUCAACAUUUUGAUAUCCCAGAUGGGUCAGAGGAUGAAGACAUUGUUAAUAGAUCUAACUGGUCUUAACAAUUGCGUUCAAGUGACAUUGAAGAAUUUUUGGUGAAACUGGCCCUAUUGUUGACUUAUUCUAAUUAAAAUUUAAUCUUUUCUCAACAAUUAUCAGUAUUUUUUGUAUGACUGAUGAAAGAUUGAUUUUUAAAAAAAAUAAUUAACCUCUAAUCAAAAUGGAGCUAUUUCCUUUCGUUUAAUGUUGAAGGUAUUUCUCAAUGGACUCUACAAUACUGCAAGGGUUCAAUAUAAAUUGUAAUAUUUAAAAAAAAAAGAACAGAAUAGAUAGUAAAAUGCUAUAAAUUUAUUGUUAAGUCUAUACUAGAUUUUACUUUGAUUAAAUUCCACAAAAGAUGUGUCAUUGAUGCCUGUUGAAAACCGUUAAGAAAUUUUAAAUAGUUUUUUGACCAAAAAUUUACUUAAAUUAUUACUGCCUUAAUUCGGAUAUAUACUUAAAAAUUAGGGGUGUGCCGGAUCCGUUUUUUCCAACCGGAUCCGGAUCCGGAUUUUCUUAUGCGAAAUCCGCCGGAUCCGGAUUCCGGUUUCUCCCGGAUUCCGGAUUUUGGUACUAUUGGUAGAUACUUCGGUAAGUCAAGGUGGACUACUACUUUUUGUGUAUGGGAAUUCGCAAUCGGCGCCAAAAAAUCCGAGUUUUUAAUUUUCCGAUGUGUGUGUCUAUUUAUUAUUAAAUUAGUACUUUCGAUAUAAAUUUGAGUUCCGUUCCAUUUGGAUAAGUGUCUUACGAGAGACGCCAUGUUUCUACGCGUUCGCAGCAGGUUAUGCAGCUCGCUCAACCUAAUUUCGCCAUGGGGUUGGCCACGCCCCCCUUUUUAAUGGCGGAAGUUGACGAUACUUAGGAAAUAUUAAUUUAUUAUCACUAUUUACAUCAAAAUAAUUGAUAACUUGUGUUUCAGAAUGCAUUUAAAGACAUUUAAACUGGAAUGUUUUAAUUUGAGCUUUAACAACCCGGUAGAAUCCAUAUUAUAAAUGAUCAGAAUUUACCGUGUGCAACACGUUGUCAUUGGCAACCAUUCACAGCCACUUGCAUAACUGUAUCGUAGUACUACCUCAGAGUUUCAUUCAUAAGAGUUUGCCGUGUGCAAAAACUAUUAAACCAUUGGUCAGGGAAAGCUUUAAUUAAUUAUUCAUGUGCCAAAGUUGAAAGUUUAAACUAAGUCUAAACAGUAUUUUAGUGAUAAGGCAGGGAAUGCGUUGCCUUAUAUAAACUAUAUAGUCAUUGCGCAUGACGGGAUUGGUGGAAUGAGAUCACAGAAUGUGGAGAUGCAGUCCAUGUUAAAAAAUGACAAACCAAGUCGUACUUUAAAAAUUCAUAACUUUAAAACUACAACAGCUAAAAAUAUGAUUUUGGUGUUAUAAUUCUUUAAAAAAUUACAUCUUUUCAACUAUGCCAUUGGUUUAUUUUUACAAAAAGUUUAAAUUUUCUUAUCAAAGUCCCUACACUAUUGGCCACUAUUAGCGGUGCUGACUCUAGCCUCUGGUAUGUACGGAAUAUUAAACAUUAAACAAGCUCAACGCUCGAAACAAUCGAUUAAUGUAUCGUGAUCGUGUGGAAUUCGGGAAAGAGAAUUACUUUUAUUUCAGAUUAUGAUCCGGUGAGUCACAAAAUCUGGCAAAUUCCGAAAUCCGGUAUAUUCCGGAAUCCGGUUGUUCCGGAUACAUGUAAAUCCGGCGGAACCGGAUCUCACCGGAUAGUGCAAAAUCCGGCGGAACCGGAUUCCGGACCGGAAUCCGGCACACCCCUAUUAAAAAUAUUCAAAUUUAUGUUACUAUAUUACCUUUUAUUUUAGCAUUUGUUACUUAAGAUUUAACUAUACCAUUUCAUUAGAAAUAAACAAAGUAGGUUUAACUUGGAAGAAAGGAUAAUCUUAAAAACAUAAUUUAUGCAUCCAGUGUAAUGGUCUAUUAAAACACCAGGCCCACUAGGCACAUUAGAAAAUAAAAUUUAUUUGGUAUAAUGGUGACAUAUCACUUGACUAAUUAUACAUAUUAUCAACUGGUUCAAUGAAAGUAAACAGUUUAGCAACUAGCUUAAGAACAAAAAUGUAUAAAUAAAUAUUGUAACAUAACAAUUUUGAUUUAAAUUAACAAUUGAAUGAAAAUCACUAUUUCGUGUGAGAAUAAGAAUACAUGGAUCUAAAUAUAGAAAAGCGGAAAUAAAAGGAAAAGACAUAUUGUAAUAGAUAUUAAGAUGGGGGUUGAUUGAAUUUUAUUAUUCUAAAAGAUCUGGAUGUAUUGUGACUGUACUUCAAUCAAUAAUUCUAUUAUUCAUCAAUGUGAAAAUUUAUUCAAUAUAGUGUAAUUUGUUAAUGAAUAAAUACUAUGUUGAAAUUGAUUUCUGCUGAUAUAUAUGUAGUUUGAGUGAGACCUGGGAUGAUAUUGAAUACAUAGAACAACAUUUACAGUAACUGUCAUAUUUAUUUAGAUGUCAGGACUGCAAGGUUGUCUGACGAUAUAGUUAUCUAUGGUACAAUCUGGUGAUUUGCUGUAUGUACCAUUCCCUUUUUAUUUGCUGUGCUUUUUUUUUCAGAGCCUAAAGCCAUCCGCACAUCUUUUUGCUCAAAUCAGUAGAGUUUUGCAUCUUACUCGUGUGCAAGAAGUAGCAGUUGCACUUGCUCUCCUUAGCUCUUCCAAAUCUGAUAUCAUCAACUUUGCACUUCAGUUUGCAAAGCAGAAGCUGCCAGAACUUAUCAGAUCUUACGUGGAUGUUGGUUAGAAAUGCUAUUUUUUUUUACUUCUAGUAUAUCAAAGUGCUUAACAAAUUAUUUAAUUAAUUAAAAAUAGAGUGCAUAGAAUUAUUUUCUAUGGUGAAAUGAAAUUAUAUGUCAAGGAGAAAGAGUACCCAUGAUGUUGUAUUCUUCUUUUUAUUGUUAUGGAUGGAGUGAAACUAAAGAUAUUUUAGAAUAAUUUGUUUUUAAACGAGAAUUUUUUUUAAUCUCUUUUAAGAAAGUAACAAUUUUGAUAGUUCAGAAGCUGAAAAUUUGUAAAUGUAAUAUCAUUUCUGUAAAAUACAGAUACAGGCCAUCAGGAGGGUGGACUCCAAGACUCUGAUAUUGAGAUACUUCACCUUCUGCUAUCCCAUCUGGUAACAGAGAGAGAGCAGUUUGGCAUUGCUCAAGAGACUUUGGACACCUUCUUAAAAACUGUCAGACGAGGUAAUGCAUUAUUUAAAUUUGGAAAAGAUUUUAUUACUCUAUUACUUAGAUUCUACUAUUUUUGGGUAACCAUUUAUUUAAUUGAUUUAUUUCCGGCAGGAAAAAAAAUCAGGAAAUUAUAAUAUAAUGUAUAAAAUAUAUUAUAAAAUAUAACUGGUGAUAUAUUAAUAUGAUUUUUAAAAAAAUAACCAUUUGAAAUUAUUAUUCUUAUGCCAGAAUUCCCUCGUGAGAGAGUGCCGGCUAUUAUUAGCCCAUUCAUCUAUCCAAGCUUGGAAGACAUCACAGGAAAGAAAUUAAGAGACUUGGGAACCAUGAAAAAGAAUAUGGUAUAUAAAUAUACAUAUAUAAAAGAAAUUAAGAUCAAUUAAAUAAUAAUCUAAUGCAUAUAGUUCAGCAUUUCAUUAAAAGCUGUGCAUUAGUGUAAAGUAAUCGAAUUUAAUCUAGAAAGCUCUGUGGAUAAUUAUUCUUAGAUUUCUCUGGAACAACUGGAAACUGUUUUUAUUAGAAAUUCAUAUUUAGUUCUUAGAUAAAUUAAAUGUUUGUUAAAUAAAUAAUUCUUACAUUUUUAAAAACAUUUUUACAGACUGAUAUCAGCAUUGCUGAGUUCAUGCAAGAAAGUGGCUACAGUUGCACUGUCAAGUAAUUUUUCCAAAUCUGAUUAAAAAUAAUUAAUUAAAUAAGGGAAUGGAAAGACCCUUAAAAAAUAAAGCUAUUGAUGGUGACAAUUUCUAAUUCUCUAAUUCAUUUAGAAAAUUAAAAAUUUUCAAAUGAUUUUCAAAUAAAAUAUUUGAUUUUUUUUUUCUUUAGUGUUGAUGAAUGUCGGAACCUUCUUGCCCUCUGUGGGGCUAGGGAGAUCACUCCAGUUGCUGUUGCUCGUAUCCUAGGAAUGAUGGCCCGCACACCAGUAGGCCUAGGAGACCAUGGACAACAGGUGUGUUUUUUAAAAUGAUAUUACUAAAAAGCAUUGCAGGAGCAUUGUUAACACAGACCUGGUUACACUUGUGAUUUUGGCAUACAGUGUACAAUUUUGAGAAGUAUUUACCACUGUAUGCUGAGACCUGUCAGAACUACCAUUUCAAGAAACCAGGCUAUAAAAUAUAUUACGGUAGUUUUUACAAUUUUAAAAAAACUACAUUUUCAGUUGUUGAUUUUAGCUAUAAUAUGUUGAAGGAAAAUAAAAUUAGACUUCUAUGCCCACCAUGUUAAAUGAACUUAUUUAUUCAUUCAAUUAGCGAUUAUGUUCAUUCUUGACAUAUCCGCACAUUUGAAAUAUAUAUGUAUAUAUAUCACAUUUUUGUGACUGUAUGCACCCUUUUAGUGUACCCGCCUCUUUUUGGAUUGAUUAAAAAAAAAUAGAAUGAAAUCAGUAAUCUUAAAUAAAAAUUAUAUUAUAAUUUUACUAUUUAGUAACUAUUAAAAUUAAAGGAUUUAUGUAAACACAGCUAGGUAACGGGACGUAAUUUUUCACCGGUACAUCUUCAGUUUUUCUCCAGUUAAGUUUAUAUGAUGUAAAACUAACUUCAGGUAUUUGAGAGGGGGGCAGCCCCCCUCCCCAAAACCCAUGCCCACGUUCACUCAGGUGACUUCGACUGGCAUCCUCGAUUUUUGCUCUCCCACCCCAUCUUAGUCUCAAAGUGACAAUGAUGGGCACCAUUUAUUUGCAAUAAGGCACAGUAUAUAAAUAUUUAAUCGUCAGUCAUCUUCUUAGGGCAGUGACCUCUUUUAGACAUGCGAUUGGUGUGUGUAGUUAUUGUACACAUUAUACUGUAUUUUUUAUUUAUUUACUUUUACAAUACAGUAUUCUAUGAUUUUGUGGUGGUGAAGUUCUAUUCUGAAAUGAUAUACUAUUUUGGGAGUUUCGUGAUAACCAAGUCUGUUAAUAUCCCGGUUUGUCAUAUGUUUUAACCCACCAUAUUUAUUUGUUUCAACAUAAAAUUUUAAUAUUCUGUUUCUAGCAGCAAGGCGAUCGCCCAGAUGUUCCCGGAGUGUCUACUUGGAAUGUUGAUGUUUUUAUGCAAGUAGUCAAGGAAAUGGUAUGCUCUGUUUUAAAAAAUGUAUAUUAGUUGAUUAGUUUUAUAAAGUAUUAGAUCUAUGAAAUGCAUUUUUAUCCGUGCUUGUAUAACAUAGGAUAAUUUUUUAUACAUUUUUUUAGAACCCUCACUUAAACUGGCGUGAGGUGGUGGUUAACCUAGAUCAUCCAAAGUUUCUGGUGUUUGGAAGAAAAGGAUUGCGAUUGCUAGUGCAGGCCAUUUUCCGUGGUCUGCAUCAGGAACCAUUUCCAAUAGACCAGAUCUACAAGCAUUGGAGUAACACAGAGGGGCAGGUGAUAAUGAUAAAAAUGUUUGAUAUUCUCAUUUUAAAGAGGCCAAUUUAUUGGCAUUGUAGAUAUAAAAAACUAAUCCCUAUUGUAGAGGGAAGUAUUUUUUCAAAAUGUAACAGUUAUGCUUAAAUAUUAAUAUUGGUUUUCACAGCUUUCAUUUCUGAUGCAAGCAUUAAAACAUCCAGAUGUUUUGUGUCUUGCUGAUCAUAAGGGUGACACUCCAACAGUUGUUAUUGACAUUUUAAAGUCAGCACCAAAUGAGGAUGAUCGUGAAAUCGCUACAUGGUAUAAUCUUUAUGGCUAAAUUAGCACAUUUUAUUUUUUAAUUUAAUUUUUUUUCUUAUCAUAGUUUAACUUAGAAUAUUGUUAAGCUAAUUGUUGGUAACUUCUUUUUAAUAAGAGUAAUGUACUUGUUUAUUAUCAGGAAAUCCUUGAGCUUAGUAGAGACGUUGCUACGUCUGUCAGAUUGCGGUCAUCAUAACCAAGUUAUAGAACUGUUCAAAGCCCCCAUCGCCAAGUGUCCUGAUAUCUUGGUUUUGGCACUGUUGCAGAUUACUGUAAGUAAAAGAUGACUUACGUUAAAUAUAACAUUUGAUUCAAAGCGAAAGUCUUUUUGAAAUAAUUUGGAUCAGCUGCAUUUAUCAUGUCAAGAACAAAUGAGUAUUUUAAAAGGAGCACAAAGCCCAGUACAUUUAAACAGUCAGGGAAUAUGCUUUUUAAGGCACUUACUAUGCUUGUGACAGAAUUGUUUAGCUAAUACCACUUUACAUUGGAUGUCAUCUGGACUAAGAGAAAGACAGAAAUUACCUUGAUUAUUUAGCUAUCUUCCUUGGAAAAAUUCUAAAAGACAGGUGGUCCCAAGAUUAAAAAAAAAAUCACAUUUUUUAGAAAAAUAAUAAGCUUAGUGAAAUACAUUUAUGUUAUGUUUAUUUGAAUUUCAGUUAGCCUUUUUUAAAAUCUGUUACUGGUUAAUUGUUGUCUUAUAAUUUUAAUUCAACUUUUUUAGUCAGCAGUCAAUCGCAUGAAGACAGAAAUCAUCUCCCUGCUUAUGCCCAUCUUCCUAGGUCAACAUAGCAACUCGGCUGUUAUCCUGCAUUAUGCAUGGCACCAUCAGGUACAGUUCAUGAACUAUGUUUUUUUACACUUGUUUUGCAAAUGAAGAACUUUAACAAGUUAUAAGGUCUUUUUAAAUUAAAAUUUACAUUUUUUUUAUUUAUAGGGGCAUUCCAGCAGUAUUCGUACCUUGAUUAUGCAUUCUAUGGCAGAGUGGUAUAUGCGAGGAGAGCCACAUGACCAAGUUCGUCUUUCUCGAAUUUUGGAUGUAGCACAAGAUCUCAAGGUGAGACAAAGCUUUUCAAAAGUCCUUUCCUUUUCCCUUUUUUCACUGUGUUGAUUCAUAAAUUCUUUUACUACCUGUAAUCUUGGGAUUGAAAAACACAACUUCUAGCAAUAACAUGAAUAUGGCAUACACUAAAGUUUUUUAAAUACUUUCUAUUUGUUAUUUCUACAUUUGACCUGUCUGCUGAGGAUGGCACUUAGCCGAAAUGCUCUUCUUUUUUUUGUCCUGUCUAUUUCAAGAUUGCACAUACCUUGUUCUUCUAUUUCCUUCACACAGCUUGAAACCAUUCCUUAAUUUAUUAUUCUUUGGCUAAUCAUGUUAGUUGAACCCAAAGUACUUAUGGAAGAACCUGGGUUAUGUUGAAGUGUCGGCGUAUUAAAAGUUUUAUAACCCAUAACUGGAAACGACUUUGUGUCAAGGUUCUUUUGUACUUGUUUCACAUCAUACCCUAGACAACAACACAAAGACACUAAUACAUUUCUAGAUAAUAUCCUGUGAGCAAGGAUAAUUGUGAUAAUCACAGUGUCUUAACUGUCACAAUCACAAUGUCUUAUGACUUAUAACAGAGGCGCAGUGGUUCAAAUGAUAGUGACUAAUACUUUAUUACACACUGUGACAAUCACAAUAAAAUAGCUAAUACUUGAAAUAGGCCUACAUCUCAUGCAGAACAUACUAAAUCCGAAAACACUUGGAAUGUAUGACAUAAUAACACGUAUUUCAAUACUAGCUUCUCUCUAAACUUCUUUACUUGAUAAAGUGUUAACGCACUAUAAAUAUUCAUUUAAACAAAAAAGUUUUCUGUUCAAUCUUCUUACAUAAAUAUCAUGGAUCAACUGUCGUUUCAUUCAAGGUGCAUUUUGUUUUCGUCUUGGCUCGCCUCUGAUUGGCCAGUUUUAUCCAAGUCCCAAUACUUUGUAUAUUACAUAAGUAAUAACUCCCAUCUUACUUGUCUCCCUUAUAUUCAUAUCUGUGACAAUAAUAAAGCAAAAGGCAUACUAUGAUUAGAGAGUUACUUAUUAACCAAAAUUGUAAGAAAAAGUAGACAUAUCCUAGCAACUUGGGUCCGUGCUUUGGCAAAAUCUUUGAAAACAAUUAGACCUUUAUAUAAUAGUUAAAAUAUAUAUUAUUUGCAUCUAUUCUUUUUAUUCACAUUAAAUAAACUGUAAAAUAUUUUGUACUCAAAGUUAUUCUGUCACCUUGAAUUAUACUUACCUUUGUUAGCAUAUUCUUCGAAAUUUGUUUUCCUAUCAGUUCAUGUACAGUCUAAUUGAUAAAAGCUUUAGAAAUAUCACUUCAAUUAAUUAUAAUUUUUCAAUUUUUGUUUAAAAUUUGCCUUUUGCAAUUUAACUUUCCAGCCAUUCUUCACAGUAUUUCUAAGCAGCAGUUGAAAUUUUAUCAAUUUUUAGAAUGGGAUGACACAGCCCUCUUUUCUCAGGAUUUAGAAUAAAAAAAAUUUAUGCAAAUACAAGCAAAAAAAAAAAGUCCAAAGUGAUCAAUUUAAAAAAUUCAUUUCAUUUGCUUGGUGAAAAAACUCAAGGCAUCGUGCAGUUUUUACUAUAUACUCAUGAUGCUUUAAAAAAUUGCAUCUUUUAUUGAAGGAUUCCAAAAAUGAAAAUUGUACAUUUUAAAUGAGAAAUGUGCAGUACAAAAUAUUUUAUCUCAUUCAGUCAGUUUAUCUCAGCCAUAACUCAAUUUGAGAGAUAGUAAGUAAUGUGGAUCAAGACAUGCUUAUUUCCUUUCCUGUUUAUUACAUUCUAGGCUCUUUCCAUGUUGCUGAAUGCAACCCCAUAUGCUUUUGUGAUUGAUCUUGCAUGUCUAGCAUCCAGACGGGAGUACUUGAAAUUGGACAAGUGGCUAAAUGACAAAAUUACAGAUCAUAAGGUGAGCAUAUCAACUUUUAAUUAUUUUUUUCCCCCUGUAUUAAGGUAGCUCUUAAAUAUAUUUUAAACCAUGAGGUUUCAGCUUUAUAUUUUGUUAAAAAAUUUUCUUGUUUCAGGAGGCUUUUAUUCAAGCAUGUGUGACAUUUUUAAAGAGGCGCUGCCCCCAGUUAAUGGGAAUGCCAUUAAAGGAAGAGCCACCUCAAGCCCGUAGUCAACAACUGCCACCAGAGACAGUUGUAACAAUGUUAAACUGUUUAAGGAUGUGGACACAGUACGAUUUUUUGAAAAAUAUUUUUUUGGGGUGGGAAUUUAAAAUGUUUACAUCUCUGGUUCACAGUAUGCUAUUUAGUAAAUAUUUGGUAGUCAAUUUGAGUCUCAAUGGAGACUUUUAAACGUACCAAUAAUAUAUUUAUGGAAAUUUUCAAAUCAAAAUUUUCAAAUGAUAAGAGUUGUAUAUAACUUGCAUUUUGAGUACAUUAAAAAACAGUCGAUCAGUAUAUAGAUAGUAAUGUCCUUUUUUCAUAAAUACAUCGAGUUGAUAGUUAAAAAACACUAUCUUUUGUAGCAGAAAGCCCUUGUUCCAUAGCAUUUAUAAAAAUCAGUUGCAUUUUUUAGAUAGCUUUUUAAAUAAUUAUCGUUUUUUAAAUUACAGACAUUUGAACCCAGAACUUGCAGAAACAAUAAAUUCAAUGUUAAAUAAUGCUAGCAUUUACUUGAGCAAACCUAGGCCACCACCCCCAGGAGCUAUGCCAGGAAUAGGACCUAAGCAACCCCCAUAUCCUGCACAAAACAUGGUAAGUCUAUAAAUAUACAUAUACUUUUUUACUUUUUAACGUAAUUCAUUUUUUAAGUGCAUUGUAAGCUACACCCUAACAGAGCAUUUCUUUAAGAAUUUUAUUUAUUUAUUUUUUGUUACAUCCUUAAUAUUCAACAUCACCAUCCACAGUUGGAUUCUUUAUCAAACAUCGGUGGUGUUCUCAAUCAGGCCGGGCCUGGGGUUGUAGGUCCUCCUGGAACGCAAAAUUUACCACAAGCCAUAGCUAAUCUCACACUUGGACCACCAGUUCCUCCAGGUUCCCCAUCUAAAUCAUUUCCUCCCUUAUCCCAGCAACAGCAAGCUGCACCUGGAAUGAACUUUAACCCUAUGAUGGGAAAUCCAAUGCCAAGUAAGUACUUUUUAACUCUAGAUGCCUUAAAAAAUUAGACCAAAAAAUAAAGUUUAAAAAAACUAUCAGUGACCUUGAAAAAUGAGUUUUAAAUUUAUAUAACACUAAAUAAAAAAGUUUUCAUCUAAUAGACAUAUAUGUUUUGUUUUGUAUGAACACUUGAACAAAACCUUUGUUCUAGACAGGAGAAGAUUGUGAUUUUUUUUUUACCUUACAUUUCAAAAGAAAACAAUUUCUUUGUAAGUUUUAAAAAUUAUCAUUUUUAUCUUUAUUUGUUAAAUACAAGUACCUCUGUGCAUACAAUUUAAUUACAAUAAAUUUCAAUGAAUCCUUAUUUCUUUUAAAUAUUUUGUUGUUGGACUGCAGAUGUUACGAUUUAAUCAGUGUUUGAAAACUUUUAUGAUCCACCUAUUAUGUCUGCGCUUAUUAUGACUAAACAAAUUCUGGAUAUUUUCCUGCCUUCAUGGUUAAUUUUCAACACUGAUUAAUUGUUUUAAGUUUAAAUCAGUUACUGUUUACCUUCCUUUAAAUUAGUUUAUUAUGUACCAUUUCGACCAGGUAUAGGAAUGCCAACAUCUAUGCCCCAAAACAUUGGUCCAGGUCCCAAUGCAGUUCCAGGUCCAGGCCCUGUUCCAAGGCCCCCAGUAAAUAGCUUACCAUCUCUUGGAACAGCUACUGCUCCCAAAAUUGGCAUGCCUAUGAAUCAAGAGAGACUAGGGAACCGCACAGGUGAGAAGACUUCUGUGAUACCAUGAGUUGGUCAUACGGUUAUAUCCAUUUAUUAAUUUUUUCCUAAAUAUUUUUUUAAAAAUUAUGAAUAAAUGUGCAGUUUAUCACUUGACAACAUUGUCUCUAGAGCAAAACAGAAGGCAAACUUCUUUUAGGAUACUAACUCGCAUGUUUAUGUAAAGUUUUCUUAGUAAAGUUUCUGGUGGAGGAAUAAGUUCAGAAUUUGAAUUUUAAAAAAAAUUAUUUGUUCUAAUUUCAAUCAAUACAGUAGCUCAAUUAUUUAAAUGACAUGUAGUUAAAAUUAUUAUUUAAAAAUCCAUUGCUCUUUGAAUUUUUGUGUGUCUACAUCAGGCCAAUCAGCUUUGUAACCCUUUGAAAGAUUUAAUGUGCUUCAUUUACAAUGUUUCUGCAUACAAAUUAUCAGGCUUAACUGCACUAUCAAAUAUCAUGAUUUCCAUAAAUAUUCAACAUAUUGCAACAGCCAAUUUAUUUCUAUAAGCCUAACUGUAAUUUGAUAACAGCAUUUUUAUUUUUUAAAAAAUUUAUUGUAGUAAUUUAGAUCCUUCUUAAUGAUUUUCUUACAUUUUUAUUUUAGUACAACCUGGCAAUCCAGCUAGUGACAUGUCCAACAUCUUCCCUGAAAUGACUCAAACUUUCAGCAAAGAAGUUGAGGACAGAGCCAACACAUACUUCCAACAAAUCUACAAUCAACCACCUGCGCCAACUAUGAGUAUUGAUGAGGUUCUGUCUAUGCUUAAAUCUUUCAAGGAUGCUCAAGAGAAGACAAACAGGGUAAAAUUUAAAAAAAAUUAAAUUGUUACAAGUACUUUAUUAAACCUUUUGAAAACUCAAAGAAAUUUGCAGAUACUUCCAAAAUCAAGAUUUCAUAUUAAUUUUAAAAAAACCCACUCUUUCUCUCCGGAUCAACGCUCCCAUCGUCGAUUUUAAAUGAGGUUACAGACGGAUCGACUUGUUUGUUUCAAGUCUUUUCUUAGCUAUUGGUUUUUAAUUACUUUUAAUAAAAUCUAGAUUGAUUUCCCUUUGAUAAACAUUUAGAUUUUCUUUCAUUCAGCGAGUUUUAAAGAUUUGAUUGAUUUCCCUUUGAUAAACAUCCGGAUUUUCUUUCAUUCAGCGAGUUUUAAAGAUAGAACGAAGUGUUCAAAGUGGUUCUUUUGAUUGUCCAUUUUAUUUUUGUUUACAAACAUGAAAUCUUGACCUGACCCAUCUGGUGAUCGAUCUAAUAAAGGUUUAAAAUAUUACUCUGAUGAUAAUAAGUCAGUGAUUUUAUGAUUUUGUAUGCAGAGACUGAUUCUGGUGAAUCUUAUGAUUAUAAUUCUAGUAAUUAGUAGUACUAGUGACGAAAUAAUGAAAUUGAUAAUUCAUCAGCUGAUGAACAAUCAGCCUCGCCCCAAGCUAAAGUGCCUUCUAGAAGAGCUAUUGCUGUUCCCACUAUAAAUAAUGUAGAUUCUAAUAGGAAAGCUGCUGAUCUUAGCACUAAAACUGAGUGCAAUUUCAGCAUUUUUUUUUUGACUGUUUGUUUUACUUUGCUAGACACACAUAUUAUUCACAAGCUUGUACUCUCAAUAAAUGAGUAGCUUCCUACAGAAUUAAAAUCAACACUCCAAGACUUAUAGGAGCAAAGCAUGUGCCUAUUAGCUCCAAAAAGGACAGUGUGCAAACAUUAAAGAGCAGGUCGAACUGUUCCGGUAUACGUUGUGAUGGAUGUGAGUAAAAUCCGCAUGUCCAUAUGGAUUGUUUUCAUGCUUACCAUAGCUAAAUCCAGAGGAAAAGAUAUGACAAAUUUAUGGUAAAUUUUCCAUUUACCAUAAUAAAUGUUAGCACUUACAAGGAUACGGUGCAAAUACUUUCUAAUGGCAACAGAUUGUUUCCAGUGGAAAUGGUUUUUUCAGCUAUUUUUUGUGUGGCGGUGACAGUGGAUAAUGUACUCUGGUGUUUUAUUUUUUCCUUUUUUUGUAUCAUCUUUAUCAUUUGUGAUGCACAUAUGGAUAUAGUUCAGGGGAAAAAAACAUUUCUGUUACACUUUGGAAAUUUAUCUUUGUGUGACUUUGAAUGAGCAUUUUGUGAACAUUUAGUGAGCUUUUUAUUUAAAAUUUGUAUUUUCCUUAAAUCCUAAUCACAUUAAUAAAUUAAAAUUUAAGCCUCAGUCUGUAUUUUCUGUAAAGAGCAUGCAUUCCCCUUUAAUUCCAUACCAGACUUAAAAUUUUCUGAUGAAAAACAAAAAAGUUAUGAUGGUUUAGAGAUAACAUAGUAAAGGGUAAAAAAUAUUCAAAAUAGAUAAUUCCGUCAGAAUGUGGAAAUUAAUUCCGGAGAGAAAGAGUUAAGUCAACUCAGCUGAUAAAACAUGUUACUGGCAAGAUCAUGUUCAUAUUAUGAGAGUACCAGUUAUGUCUUUAUAUUGGCUUUGUUUUUUUUUUGUUUUUUUGCUCAGGAUGUCUUUGCAUGCAUGCUACGAAACCUGUUUGAAGAAUACAGAUUUUUUCCACAAUACCCUGAUAGAGAACUUCAGAUCACUGCACAAUUAUUUGGUGGUAUCAUUGAACAGAAUAUUGUUACGUGAGUAAUAGUAUAAGUUGCAGUUUUAAAAUGAACAGACAUUUAUCUGCUUGAAAAUUAUUUAUGUAUUUAAUGUUUUUUCUAAAAACAUUUUAAAUUUACAGUAUAUAGUCGCAUAUAAGCCGAAUUAAGAACUUUAAAAUACAAUACUCAAAUUAGGGGGCCAUAUGCGCAUAAAACAUAUUCAUAUCAAAAUAUAUAGUUUUGUCUUAAUAUAUACUUCGUUAAUCAUUAGUUGUGAACAACUUAUGAGCGGUAGUUCAGAUGUUAUAGCAAACAAUGUGGAAAGAGCAGAACACGUUUUUGUGUCUUCCAAAAGGUAAACAAACUGGUACGUAACAUAAAAGUAAGCAUUUUACAUCUUUACAGUAACAAAUUUCUAUGAACCAAAAAAUGGAGUAAAAUUAGACAAUUGUAUGGUCGGCUUAUAUGCGUUUUUUGCAAAAACUGGCCUUUUUAAAGCAGUUUUAGGGGGUCGGCUUAUAUGCGAUGUUGGUUUAUAUGCGAGUAUAUACGGUAAUCCUUUCCAGAAGUGGACUUGUAAUACAGUUUUAUAUUUAUGAUUUAAGUACAGUAUUUCAUUAAAAUCUUCAAACUCUCGUUCAUUAAAAAAAUAAAAUAAAUAUGUAUUUGUGUUCUAAAAUGUAAACAUCAUUGGUAGUAUUAAGCAAGGGGUGUCCAACACAAAACUCUGUAUUCAACUCUUCUUUAAAGUUCUUAAAAAAUUCUUAUAAACCACCACUUUCUUUGCAUUUGUAGUCAUGUUUGUGAGGCUCAUCACUUGUUUAAAAAAAAAAGCAACUCAAGAAAUUAAAAAGGCUCUUGUCACUGUUGUAAAUACUAGUAGAGAUGUUGCGGGUCAAAUCACUGACUAUUUUCAUUCCAACGUUCAGCAUAUCCAAAAGAAAAAAAAUAAUAAUUUCACAGAAAUAAGAUAUACACUUUAAAUCACUUCACUUAAAUUGCAAUUCCUAUAAUAUGUUUACAUCAUCUAUUUUCACCUCAAAAUCUUAUGUACAAAAUCUUGAUAUAAAAUCAGUUGUUAUUUAUAUCUGCCCAACUUCAAAACUUUUGCUCCCACAUGAACAAUUCUGCUUGGCUAUAUGACCCACUACUCUUUAUUACUAUGCUGGUGGAAUAUAUAAUUUUAACAACAUCAAUUGUCUUCCAUCAGGGGUUCAUGAUAAUAUCUGUGACACCCUCCCCCUUCAUUUAAAAAAUCACCAAAUUUUUAAAAUUAUUUUAUAUCCGAGUCAAAUAAUCAUAAACAAAUUAUACAUAUUAACUGAUGUCACAAGACUUUUAAAAAAAAUACUUUAGUUACUCAGAUUUUAAAGGAACAAGCAUUAUUCAAGAAAAAUAUUUCUAUACACAAACAUGUAUAAUAAUUCCAUUGCAAAAUAUUAUGAAUUAGAUUUCUAAAUUGUCUCAAGCAUAUUCACAAACAAAAUUGUUGCUAAGCUUUUUAACUCUUUUGAUGUAGAAUUUUUUUCAUCGAAAAAAUGUACAUUUUUUUCAAAGACCAAAAAAGAGUGAGAGGUUGUAUUUAUUAAAAAACAUUAAAAAUAUAAUUUUUGCUUUAUAAGACUAAUCUUGUUGUCAAAUGAAAGAUAAUUGAAUGGACUAUAUGUUUGUAAACUUAUUUAUUCAGUUUACAUAAAAUAACAGAAAAGAACCAUAAAAUUUGAAAAUAUAGCCAAAACCAUUUUCCCCCCAAACCCUAAGAUGUAAGCGUAUCUUCUCCAUUAAUUGACUUAAUCUCAAAUUUAUAAUCUUGCAACAUUAAAACAAAUUUCAUAAUCCUAGUAUUAUUUAUUUUUUUGUUGAAAUUUAAUAGUGGAUUAUGGUCUACCAAUACAGUGAAGAAUGUUGUACCCAAUGGAUACUUUUGUAGUCAAAUUAUACCCCACACUCAUUCUAAUUCUAUUAAGGCAUAUUUCUUAUCAGCAUCUGUCACUUUUCUGCUGAGGUAUAAUACUCCUUUAUUAAUAUUGUUGUAGGAUUAAUGGUUUGCCAUAUGUGAUUGGCUUUAAGAUUGGUUCUGAUUGAAAUUUUAUUUUUAUUUGUUGUAAGGCUGUAUCACAUUCUUGAUUCCAUUCCACUUAAUUCUUUUGAUCCUUUUUUGUCAAUUUAACUAGAGGGUGUAAGACCGGAGCAAAAUUUUGUAUGAACUGUCUGUAGAAAUUACACAGUCAUAUCAAUGCUCUUACUUCUUUCUUGUUUACUGGUUUUGCUAAUUUUAAAUUCAAUAUUGGGUGCUAGGUGGCCGAAUGGUCUAAACUGAGCAAAUCUCAAGUUGGUGGUCUGGAGUUCAAUUCCAGCCAGAGCCCAGUCAAGCUAUAACACCACCAGCACCCCGGGUAGAUGAGACUCGUUAACCUUGGAUGGCAACUCAUCUAAGAGAGGGUAACUCUGAAAUCAAACCCGGAGCUGGAGUCCCGAAAGGCGGAUAACAUUGAUAGAAUGAAACAUUCCGGCAACUCCUGCGACGUCACUGGUGCCAAGCUGUAUCAUCCAAAUGAUGUUCCCUUGGGUUACCCAGAGGCGUGGAGAGAGGCGAUUUGCUGUUGGGAACCAGCUUAUAAUCCUUGAAGUAUAAUCCCAGGCUAUGUGGAUUUCGUCCUCCGAAGCCCACUCCAUCGUCACAUAGUGACGGACGGAUGCCAGAAAAAAAUUCAAUAUUUCAAUGGGUUUAAUUUGAUUAUUUCCCAUGGUGUAACCAAAAAAAUUAAAUCCUUUUAGACCAAUUUCUACAUUUGUCAGGUGAUUACACGGAGACCAUUUCAUCAUGUUUUUAUUCUAUUUUAUACUCUUGACUAACAUAGUUUUCAGUCUGGAUGGAAGUAUAAAGGUUACUUUGUUGUCCUCUCUUUAACCACUUUUUAAGUAAAAUUUCUGAAUCUUUAGGCACUGCAUCUGGAUAAUUGCCAAUUAUCAGUGGUGUAAUAGGUCUAUCUAUGACAACAGCUUGGAUUUUUCUUUUCAUCCAAAGAGUAUCUAACUUAAUUAUUGCUGUUUGGUAUUCAAUUUAUCCAUCUCCUAACUUGAUGUUUUCCUUUGGAUUAGUGUAUUGAUUUUGUUUCGCUAGAGAUCUGUCCACAAAAAUUGUUGAGCAUCCAGUGUCUCAGAGACAUAAUGUUUCCUGUUGACUAACAUACCAGUUGUUUCAUGUCAUAUUUCUCUUUAGACAGAAAGUACCAAGGAUAAAAAUCUGUCCCAAUCUGCUUGUUUAUCAUUGACAACUUUCUUUAACAUCACCUUAAUUGAUUGGUUAGCUCUUUCUGCUGCACUAUUUGCUUGUGGUCUGGAUAUUGGUCUUGCUGCAAAGGUCUGUGUUAUAUUUAUCAUAUGUGUGAAAACCUCAGUAUUUUGCGACCUAAAUUGAAUUCCAUUAUCUGACGAUAUUAUGGCAGUAAAUCCAAAUCUGGUAAAAACUGAAAGUAGUGUAGUGCAAAUGCCCCCAGCUUUAAUUUCUCUUAAUGAUAUAGCCUCUCCAUUAUAUUGCAAAGUCUAUUAUUGUUAAGGCAUAUCAGUUGUUUUUUUUUUCAUGAUGGUAUCUGACCAAGUAUAUCUAUUGCAAUUUUGUUCAAAUAGUCUGGUUGUCAGAAUCAUCUUUUGUGGUCGAGCCUUAUGUUUUGAAAGAAGCUUAAUUGUCCUUUGCUGUUCAAUAUAGUAGAUACUGUGUGAUGGUUAUAUGGUCUUCCUCUCUCUCAUAUGUAUUUCUUGGUGGGCUGUUACUGUGUGAGAUUCUGCUAUUCUGUUGAUUAUAUUCUUGUCUUAUGUUUUGUUGAUUUCUUUUCUGCUUUGCUGAUUCCAAUCACAAACCUAUUUACUCUUACAAUUUUUAAAUCUAUUUUUAGAACGCUAAAACAUCUGAACUAAUUUUAGUUCCCCCAUCUUUCUUUCACCAAUUGACAGCUUGUGAUAGUUAUCAGACUGUAAUAUCAUCUUCUUUUAGAAAUUACCCUUCUUGACUCCAGCUUAACUUGAUUCCACUGGACACGCAAUGCGAGUAGUUAUUAUAUACAUAAUAUAAACUGUUUUUUAUUUACUAUUAAGAUUCUGUAUUGUACGAUUUUAGACCAUAUUGGAUGAUUUUAGGAGUUAACGGGUAAACAGGUCUGCAAUCAUGACUUCUACCUUUUUGAUUAAACUUUUGUUCUUUUUGCAAUUUCUUCUUGCCUUCUCUCCAGCAACUGAAUACUUUCUGUUGGUAUUGUUUGACUUAGUUCUUUUUGGUCGAACUAUAUCUCUUAUGGUUUACUAUGGCAUACAACACAUUUUCACCAUCAUUUUUGUUUGAUAAUUUUGAAUUCGCUCGCUAUCUUUGUUAUCUGAAAUGGCAGUGACCAAUCCUUUCAUGUCUGUUACUUAAAAAUUUUUUUUUUUUAUUAAUGAAGAAAUACAGCUCUUCAUUUCCCAGAUCUAGGACCUUGUCAAUUACAAAUAACUCUUUAGGGUUAUCAAUGUCACUUUGAGUUGGUCUCAUCCACACGUUAAGAUCUGCAAAUAAAUUAUCUGUCAUCGCUUUGCCUCAAAUCUAUGUGGUGAAAUCUUUUUCUAUUAAAGUCUUCAGUAUUAUUGAAGUGCCUUAACAGUUGCUCUUUCAUAGUUUCAUAGUCAAUUAUUUCUAUGUUCUGGAGACACGCUAACAAGUCUCUACCUGAACCUGUCACAGCUGAUAAUAAUUCUACUUUCCAUUCACUUCUGUCAAUUUCUUGCAAGCUGCACUGUGCUUCAAAGGUCAAAAUAAAAUAAUCAAAGUUCUCCUGUCUAUUUUCAAAGUUUUGUAGUUUUUUUUUUUUUCUGUUUGUUCUUGUUUCAUUUACUUUUAUAGGUGUUGUUUUAUUUGAAUUAUUGGCUGAUUCUAAUUUCUUCAUUUCUAAUUUGUGAGCUCUUCUAGCAGCUCUUUCAUAUCUCCUUUCUUAUCUUGUUCAAUCCUCUUUAUUUGUAUUUUCUUAUUCUCAUGCAAUUUUCUCUUUUUCAACAAAUGCAGAUGUGAGAUGGUAUAAAUAUGCACAUAAGUCGAGAUAAAAAAAAGUACAAAUGAAUUAAUAAUAUUUAUAAACAUUUAGCACAUUCACAGAACUAAAGAAAAUCUAUCAAACAGCAUGUCCCAUGUCACUAGUAGUCUAAAAUUGUUAGGAAAAAUAACAUAAGAAAUCACAACGUUUAAUAGAUGUCAUGACCAAAUGUUAAUGAAUAACACACCAAUUAUCAGAUAUAGGUUAGGCUAUUGACAAACUUGACAGUCUAAUAACAAAAUUUUUUAUUUUUUUUAGAAAGAGGGCUUAAAUAUGUUAGGUAUCUUGUGUUCAGGUUUUACACUUCUUCCCAUUUAAUUAAUGAGACACAAACAAUUUGUGUAAAUAAAACAAUAUAGGUUAAACUUAAAUAAUGGUUACACAGAAUACAAAUGCAAAUGUUUUGGCAGUACAAAAAAAAAUAAUCAACAAAGACAUAUAAUAUUUGUGUCAUUUGCUCCAAAAAAAAGGUUGGACACCUCUGUAUUAAAUAUCAUCCAGUGAAUCUUGUUAGUUAUUUCACCCAAAUGAAAGAUGUGAGUCUUUUUCUUCCAGAUAUUGGACAUUAGGCAUUGCCUUAAGAUAUAUACUUGAGGCUUUGAGGAAACAGCCCAAUAGUAACAUGUACCUCUUUGGUGUAGCUUCCCUUGAAAGGUUUAAGACUAAGUGAGUAUUAAAGCUUAGAGUUUUUUGUUUUAGAGCAAGAUAUAUAAAAAGAGUAUGUAAGAAGAAGUAAAAUGUUUAAAUAAAUAGAAGACGUAAAUAAUACUUUUGACAAUCUUUUUAAAAGGUUAAAAGAGUAUCCACAAUACUGUCAACAUCUGGCACAGAUCCCACACUUCUCGCAGCUGCCACCACACCUCAUUGAAGUAAGUAUUUUGUAUAUUUUAAUGAAAGAUUGGGUCCAGUAAUAAGUUAUUGAAAAUGUAUUCUUUUAUGUGCUGAGUUCUUUUUGACUGAGUUUUUUUGCAAAAAAAAAAGGAAAAAAAAGAAAAGAUUUUUAAGUACUAGAAAAUAAACCACCCAUCUAUAGCCAAUGAUUUCUUUUAAAUUCUUUUCACAACUUUUUUCAGUAUGUUGAAUUUGGAUCUAGAUCUCAAGAACCACCACACCCUCAAAUGCCUCAAGGCAUGCUUAGUGAAAUCAGUGGGCGUCUGACUCCAGUUAGUAUGUUUCAUGGUCUUGUCAGACCAUCAAUGCCCUUAGAUGGACAAAAUGUUCCUACUUCAGGCUCAGCUCUAUCGGCAUCCGCACUGCCGGUAACAGCUACACCCUCGACACCUACACCUAUUUCAGCAGCCCCAAGAGGAGCCACUUUUGCAAAGGUAAUUCUUAAAACUGCACCAUCAACAUUUAAUCAGGCACAUGCAGAUAGACAGAACACUUAAAACCCAUAAUUCUACAUACAUUUUAUUACUUCUAUUAUAUGAUCACUGCCUGUUUCAAGUAACAUACAUUGGUGUUUUUGUAUUCUCUUAAAUGUGACAGUAAUAUACCUUUUUUUUGUGUGUAAUUAAUUUUAUUAUUUUUUUUUUUCAGCCAUCAAUUGCUACAGCUACAAACAUUGAUACUCUGCUAGCAGGGCAAGGGAAUAAUGAUGUUAUGGUUCCCUCUGAAGCUAUUCAAGACAAAGUUUUUUUCAUUUUCAACAAUUUGUCCCUUGCUAAUAUGAAUCAGAAGGUAACAGUAGUUGACUUUGGUUAAUCUCUUCAUGAUAUUUAAUCUUUUUCUAUUUUGUUAACUAAUUUUAACAGGUUCAUUGUUGAAGUUGUUAUUAUUUCAUUAAAAAAACAACUUAUGUGAUUAUUUUUAAUUAUUAUAAAAUAACAGAUAGUGAAAUUAACAACGUUUAAACUGAACACUUAAUUAUAAAUUAAUUUUUACAGGCUGAAGAGUUGAAAGAAGUCAUGGGCAGUGAUUAUGUUUCUUGGGUAGCUCAGUAUCUUGUGAUGAAACGUGCCAGUAUAGAACCUAAUUUCCACACUCUCUACUCAAACUUUGUAGAUGUAUUAGGCAUAGAAACUCUUACUUCAAAAGUUAUUACUGAAACAUUUAGAAACAUCAAGGUUUGUUUCACUUUUAUUUAUGCUAAAGAACUAAUAUAUUAAAAUAGACAUCACCUUCUUAGUUAAAAUUAAUGGUUUGAUAAUUUCAAGUUAUUAAAGUAACAUUUUCAUCCUCACAUCUUUUAAGUAUAAAUAUUUGUUUCUGGUCAUUGUCUUUUACUGUUAAAAUGUUUUGAAAUCUCUAGUCAUUUGUGAUUACUUUAUAAAUUAUUUCAAAUUAAAGGAUUAACAAGUAUUGCUUUUUGGUGACUAAGUCUGAAUUCAAAGCAUGUCCAAUGACAGCUGUAUUAAUUUUUUUUUAAAAAAAGGUCUUACUUCGUAGUGACAAGGGAGUAGCAAAUUUUUCUGACCGCACACUGCUCAAGAACUUAGGCCACUGGCUUGGUAUGCUGACGCUAGCCAAAUGCAAACCAAUUCUUACAACGGUGAGUUGUUAAGAGUUUGUUACUUGUGUCUCUUCCUUUGCCACAAAUAAUGUAAAACUUAUUUAGAACAAGUAUCACACCUAUUUUAAAAAAUAUGUUGUUUAAUCAUGGAAAUAAAUAAAUCUGAAUACAUCCUCAUACAUAAGGUGCUAGGUGAAUCCACAUAACUUGUUCAAUACAUUCUUUUAAAUGCAAAAUCAAUGAAUUAUGGGAGCAUACAAAAAAUAUUGAUUUCAAGAAUAUAAAAAUAUAUUUUAAAUCAUGAACCUAAAAAGCUAAAUAGUGUUACAGCCAAGAUAUAAACCAACUUUCCCAGAGAUUUUCAGAAAAGAUUUUCCUUAAAAAAGCAAAUUUAUGCACAUCAUACCCCAAAAAUAAGAAGGUCCUUGGUCCCAAAUACCUUAAGAAUUGUAUUUAUUUGUAUUUUAAAAUGAAAUUCAUGAAUUACCUUUAUGUGUGUCACGACCAUGCACAUAUUUUGUGCCAGACUUUUGGUUUUGUGUGACAAGUGAACAUGCCAUGUCGAAAAUGUUUUUAAUGCUGUUUUAAACCCUUGUUCAUGCUUUUCAUUCCCCUUAUAAAGCAUGGGCCUACUCUCACCACGGUGAGUUUGAAGUAGCCUUAAUUAACAAUCCCUGUAUCAAAAAAUUUACAUAUUAAAAUAGUUUUAAAUGUUAGUCUUGUGGUGAAGAAAAAAAUUGAGGUGAUUUUCUGUUUUAUGUCAGCUUUCCAAUUUUUUUAGUUUGGAAAAUGUACAUUGUUUUUUUUGUUUUUAAGUGAAUGAAUGGUUUGCAAGCAUAAAAAUAAUGUACCUUGUAUUAUUAACUGUUUUAGCAGGAUCUAAAUCUUAAGGCGUUGAUCUAUGAAGCCUACCAAAAGGGCAAUCAAGAACUUCUCUAUGUUGUUCCUUUUACUGCCAAAGUCUUGGAAUCAUGCGCAAAAAGCAAGGUAGCGUUAUCUUUCAAAUUAAAUAUCUUACAUUGCAUUAUUAAGAACAUUGCUAUAAAAUUAUUGAAAAUUGUGUAGAAAGGAGAAUAGGAUGGUUCUUCUCACUUGUGUAAUUAAAGAUCAAUAAUUUAAAAUUAAUUUUUUUUUUUUUUAAAUAAAAUGUUUCAAUAAAUACAACAAUUAGAAAAGUCAAAGCCAGAUGUUUAGGAAUGUUUUAAUGUAAGAAAAUGUUAUAAUCAAAAUUUUUAUCUCCAAUUUAGAUUUUUUGUAAGCCCAACCCUUGGACUCUAGCCAUAAUGAAUGUCCUUGCUGAACUUCACCAAGAGCCUGACCUGAAGCUAAACCUGAAGUUUGAGAUUGAAGUAUUAUGUAAGACACUGAACAUUGAUAUAUCAACAGAGUUGAAAGCAACUAAAUAUUUACGAGAUCCAACCAGAAUGGCAACCUUGGAGCAUCAGCUCUCACCUGUCAAACCACAGGAGGAGCCUGUCCCAUCAGCAGGUUUGUUUCAUUAUUUUAAAUAUGAAGUUUAAAAAGUAAAUAUUAAUUUUAUAAAUUUAAUUUUGUGUAUCCCUUACAGUAAAUUUUAUGACUACCUGAUCUAUUAAGAGCAGAGCUAAUGGUCCCAACACAUUGUUUCUUUGGUGUAAAAAAAUUCCAGCUGUCAUUUACGUACCUUGGGGUAGACAUGACACUGCAAAUUUUGUAACAGAAUGCAGAUUUCUAUAAUUGUAUUAUUUCUAACAAUUUAUUACUAAAUAACUGCUUAUAGAGUUGAUCAUAUGAUGAAUGUUCAAAAAAAUUAUCAUUACUAUUCGAAUAGUAGGGAAAGAUUUAAGUAUUGAGAUCAAUAACUAUUAUUUAUUUAUUAUAUUUUUAUAGUUGCUCAGCCACCAGCAGGUCUCCCAAUGCCACCAAUACCAGGGAUGCCACCUAUGCAUAGCCUCCCCCCUCCUCCUCCAAACAAUAUCUCCAUCCCACCUCCACCACCUGUCAUUCAACUCUCCACUGGGCCUGCCAACACUACAUUGCCCCUUCAACCACCAAAGUUCAAUAUUCAUGACAUCAAUACCAACACCAAUCUGGCAUCAUUCCUCCAGCAAUAUAUUGUUAUUAAUGAGCAGGUAUGUCAGCUUGUGUUAAAUGUGAAAUAAUUUUUUAUGCAUUAAUAAAUUAAAAUUAAAAUAAUAUAGUAGAGAAAAGAUUAAGAGAUUUUUAAAAUAAUAAUAUUAAAAAAAAUGUUGUUUGUCAUCAAAUUAUAAACUAUUUUAAAUUCAUUCAGAAAUUUUAAUAUCUUUUUUGUUUUCAUGAUUUUUCCAGGUGAUAUACAUUCAGGCCAAUGUCUCUUUGAGAAAUAGUGUUAUUGGAGCUAUUGAAAGUACAAUGCAAGAUUUUAUUGUACCAAUCACAGACAGAGCUAUCAAAGUUGCGGUUGCAACAACUGAACAGAUUGUCAAAAAGGUAGUUAUAGAUACCUUUAUAUCACACUUGAUGGAUGUCGUUAUAGUGUUAAGGGUGGGCUUAGCACCUUAUGAUGUGUGUCAAGCAGAAACACAGAAUGCACAUAAGAAUUGUAACUAUUUUAUCAAGUUAUGAAAUCUAAAUAUAUUUAGGAUUUUUUUUUUUCAGUAUCUAGUAAUGUUAAAAAAUACAUGAGUUACUGGCUAUAUAAAUUGAUUUAAGAGGCGAGAAAGUACUUUUUGUUUAUCCUACACCAGCUUCUGUGUAACAUUUCAAAAAGAAAGUGUAAGAAAUAUUUUUAUGCAAUAAUUUAACUUAGACUAAUAGUGCAUUGUAAUUUCUAUCUAAAGAUUCAAAUCCAAGGCUUUUUAAAUAGCUUGCUUAUGUGGUAUCAAACAUAGGCCUAAAAUAUGAGACUUCAUUUAAAUCAUUAUCCAUUAAGAUAACAUGAAAGUGAGAAACAAAACAUUGUUUUAAGUUUUUUGAAACUCUUUAAUCAGCCCUUAGUUUUUUGGGCCACAUGUUUUUUCUAGUAGUGCUGCAGUUACUGAGAAAAUAUAUAUUUUAGUAUUUGUUACUUUGACAAACAAAAUUAUUUCCUUUCAUAUAUUUUACUUUCCACAUUAAGGGUCUCCAAACAAGCCUUUUGAAAUAUUUUGAAAAUAUUUUUUGAAGAAAAACAAAAUUCACUACAUUUCCCCUUUAGUAUAUCUAUAUAUACAUGUACUAUUUGCAUUUAAAAUACAUUUUUAAACAAUUUUUUUGAAAAGCAGGACAAAAAAUAUAUAAUAAGUUCACUUUCUCCUUGUUUGGGAACCCAUAGUUCUUCAUGGUAACUAUGUUUUAAAAAGGAAGUGUCUCAUUUUCAGGACUUUGCCUUGGAUUCUGAUGAAAUUCGAAUGCGAACUGCUGCUCAAGCUAUGGGUCGGAAUGUUUGUGCUGGUCUUGCUCUGAUUACUUCUAGAGAGCCAAUGGUUCAGCAACUCAAGUUAGCCAUCCAGCAAGCUUUGGUCAGCAACAUUAGAGGGGUACGUUAAUGAUGAUAAGACAUGUAUAUAAUCAGGAAAGUUAGAGCUGUUAAAUUUCUCUUGUUUAUCAACUUAUUUUCUAAAAAAAUAUAUUUAAAUAAUGACAUCGUUUUAAAAAAAAUCUAAAUUCAUCAAUAACAAUACUGAAAUUUAUAUUUGAAGGCUCUGUGUUAUAUAUUUGUGACUAUAGUUCUCUUCUUACAUACAGAUUAGUAAAUAAAAAUACCUGUCUUGGUAAAUCUGAUACACAUAUCAAGAAUAAUUUUUUAUUAUAAUUUUUUUUUUGUCUCAACCCUUAAAGAAAAAACCCCAAGAGACUACAAAAUUAAUUCUGAAGCUUGAAUCAAUGUUCUCAUAUAAUGGGGACAUAUGAGGAUUGUCCAUAUUUAUAGAGUUAAAUAACAUCAACAAUAUUUAAUUUCCAUGACCACAUUAAAUUCUUGCUAGUAAUUAAAUAAGAUAUAUGUAUAUUGGCUUUUUGGCAAUUUUAUUGAUUGAGUGAAUUGAGAUAUGUUGGGGUCCAUCUUCUCAGUUGUUACUUUCGUGUGUACUUUAUAAUCUUUAACCUUUUUUGUUGUUAAUAAUGCUGGUCAGUAAUUUUACAACCCAUAACUCUAAGGAUGGCUAUCUUUGAUGCUGAAAUAGGCCUUUUGGGGGUAUCUCAGCUGCCCCUUAAUAUAACUGUCAUAGUUUCUUUUAGGGAGGCUUUGGAGGGAAAAAAGCAUAGAAAUUACAUCUUGGGGUUAUCAUAUCUUUUAAUUAAAAUAACAUCCAUCUGCCAUAAAUAGCAUGUUUGCUAGCAUUGUUUUUUUCUAUGAAAGAGCUAAAUAGAAAACAUAAUUAACUCAUUCCCGACGGUUGCGACUAAAUGCGUCCUCGGGGGGGUUCCUCCUGAUGCGUCCAAAUGCGUCCCGGCGCAUAGCGACACACUUCUCUUAUUUUUAGUUAAAAAUAGCAAUGAAAUCUCGCACCCCUCGAGACUUCCGGCUAUGGCGUGAUUUCUGCAUGAUUUUAAUUUAGAAACCGGAAGUUUUUAUCUUGUUUCAUUUUAAAACUACGUGUGCUUUAGUACGGCGCGUCUAUAUGUACCAUGCGUUCGUCCGAGGUGCCGAAAAUCGAUUUUUUUGGCCAUUGUUCGUUAUUUUUCCCCCGCUAAUGUUAUAUUUAUAUUAAACCUUAUUCAUUUUUUGUUGCAUUUGUUCUUAAUUCAUAAUUAAAUAAUAUUUAGCAACUUAAAAAAAUAUUUUAAAAAUACAAAUCAAUUUCAAAACUGAGUUGCUUCCCUUUUCUCAGGAAAAUAAAUUAAGUCCGGAAGCAGCGCUGCCGGAGGGAAUGAGUUAAAACAUGAAAUCAGGAGAAAAGGGUGGAAGUCUAAAUGUAGAGGGUAAAAGAUUGAGUGGAAAUGGUUGUAGAGUUUUAUUAGAAACAAAAAAACAAAAAAGGAAUUUAUGAUGUAGACUAUAUCAAAAUUUACUCAAGUUUAUAUUUUAUAUUUUUUUUUUAGCAACAAAAUGCUUCACAGUUGAAAACUAUAGAAGAUGCAGCUGUCAUAUUAGCCAAUGACAAUGUUGAGAUCUGUGCCAACUAUAUUCAGAAACUAGCUGUUGAGAGAGUUGGUGCUGAAAUGGACAAGAAACUUGCAACAGUAAGCAUGCAUAUUUUGUUUGAUGACCUAGAGAAUUUUUCCUAAUUGUAACUGUUGUAUUUUUUUAAAAAUGUUGCUGCAAGAUCUAAUGCUGAUUUGUAAUUUAAAACAAAUAAACUGCUCUAAAGUUAAAUUUAAUGCACCUUUUUCAGGAGUAUGAAGUUAGGAAACGUCGCCGCCAGGAAGGAAUUCGUUACUAUGAUCCUCAAGUUUUUACUUACCAGUCAGAAAGAAUGCCAGAGCAGAUCAGUCUAAAAGUAAAACAUGAAUAACUGUUUCCUCUUUAGUCUUUGAAUUUAAAUACUGUAUUUUCCGGCAUAUAUGCCGACUGGGCGUAUAAGACGACCCCCUACUUUCCUGUUAAAAUCUAGGGUUUGGGCUGUACACCAGCUCAUUAGACCCCCAGCGUAUAAGAAGACCCCCAACUUUUGAAAAGAUUUUUAUGUGUUAAAAAGUCGACUUAUAUGCCGGAAAAUACGCUAGAUGUUUUGUUAUAUUUUCCUCAAAAUAAAAUAAGGUUCCAAAGACAGCUUAUUAUUUUACUUAAGGGCUGUACGAUUUUUAUAAUAGUAACUAAAUUGCAGAUGUUAUUUUAAAAAAGUAAACCCAAUUUUGCUCAUUUUAAAAGCAUAGCAGUCAUGUCCCCUAACAUCAAAUUAUCAAUAUACCUUUUAAAAUAAAUUCUCACUUUUUCACCAGACAAGAAAUCAUGCACAUAUAUAUUUUAUUUUGUUUUUCAUAGUAAUAAUAAAAUAGUAUUUAAAUUUUUUUUUAAAUAGGUUGGCUCAGUCACAUCCCAGCAACUGGCUGUUUAUGAUGAGUUUUCAAGGAACAUCCCUGGAUUUCAGCCACUGACAGAUAUAGUUCCUCCCUCUGGUUCAAGGCCGACCACUUCAGUAAUUAAAUUUUAAAAAUUAAUUUUAUUUGAAAGUUCAAAAUUUUUAUUUUUUGUAAAUUAAAAACACCUCUGGGAAGAACUUUAUUAAAAUUGAGAAGCUUUUAAAAAUAUGAUUAUUUUAAUGGCCUUUCUUAAGUAAAGCAAUCAUAUUUCCUUUGUUUUAAUGAAACUAAACACAUAUUUUUUUACACAUCAGUCAAAAUUAGUAGAAUUUUAAUAUAAGGAACAAAGAGAGGAAAUACUUUUUGUCCCCUUUUCUUACAGAUGAGUGGACAAGAGGAACUCAUUCAUCUUUAUGAGAAAAUGGUCUCUGAGAUUGAGUCUCAUAUGCAUCUGAUGGCAAAUCCUACAUUGUUCAUUCCUCAUCUGCAACAGCUGAUGCAGGCUAUAAAUGUGGCCCGUAACACCCUGGACAAGAACACAGCUACUCAACUAGUGCAGAAGGUAUUAGUUACAUAAGAGCCCUUUUUAAGACCUUGUUUCUGUCUUAUUUCUCUUAAUUAUUAUUUUAUACUUUUCUUUUAACCAUUUCAUUACCGCUGGUUUUUGGGGGCAUCGAUUUUUGCUGACUCAGCAAUAAAAACCUUAAAAGAAGAAACUUUCUGUAUUUUUCAUGCUCUAUCUGAUUCACAUAUUAACUUCUCUAUAAAUUAACAAAUUGCUAUAUAGAGCUUGUUUACAUAAUUUUUCUCGUGCGUGCCCUCUGAUUGACCCCGCAUGAGACGCUGUGUUCACAGAGGGGUGUUGCUUAGUCGUUUGAUCUGUCGUGUUUAUGCCGCCAGCCACUAAAAAUAAUUAAGCUGUUCAAAAUAGUAUUUUGUAGAAUGAAUGUGAUUGUUCUAGAAACGUCAUAAGUCUUUCUGGAAGGCAGGGCUUACGCGACCUAUAUAAGGGAUUGACAGGCACGGACGGAGGGACGGAGAUUCAGAUAGAUAUUAUUAACUUUACGAGGCGUGUAUUAUUUCUUGUGUAUUUGUGUGCUCAUACUUAUAUGCGUUUAUUUCGCAUUCAUCAUUAUUUAUUGGCACAUUAUUCUGUGUUAACUGUGUACCGGUACAAGAUCUACCAUACUGUAAGUUGAAGAUUGUAAUUAUAUUUUCUUUUCUUUUGUAAUUAUAUUAAGACUUAAUAAAUCUUAUUAAUUGUAACUAGAAACUGCUUUGGGUGUCGUAUCUUUAAUAUUGUUGAUUCUAUGGUAUCGUCCUUUGUUAGGCACUGUUUACAACGAGCCAAUUAAAAUAGGAGAUUAAUUUCUUCCAAUACAAGUCAGUUCGUAACAGAAUAAAGAAAUAUAUAGCAUUGAAAUAUGACAUCGAAGUGACGUUCUUGGUAUUUCAGAAAAGUUCUUUGCCUCUUUGUUAUGACGACAAUGUGACGUCCUUGGUAAUUGAAAGUGGGGGAUCUUGACGUCGUCGUGACUUCGCGUUGACGUCAUCAGUAACGAAAAGGUUAAAAGCAUAUUUAAGCAUUUUUAUAUUUAUUUAAAGGUUAUACAUAUUUAUUAAAAGUAUUUUGUCACUACAUAAUUUCAGGCUGUGGAGGGGCUCACUGAACAGUAUGCAAUGACAAAUAUGGCUGAUGGCGAAACACUACUUAGAUUUAGAGAAUGCCAUUUGCUUGUACUAAAGACCUUUGCUGAACACAGGGCUUUUGGUAUGACUUGGAUUGCCAAGGAAGUUACAAGGUAAAAUCUAAAUUAAUUUAGGCAUAUUUAAUAUGCCUUCAUUAGGAGUCUAUCAACAUUUGGUAACAUACUUUAGGUAAUACACAUCUUUCUUCUCUAUUAAUAAGAGUUUAUUUCAAUUCACUGCAUUUUUUAUUCAUGCAUAUUUAAAAUUAAACAAAAAUAUUUUUUACUAUUAAAAUAUAUUUUUAUACAUUAAUAAAUAACAUUAAUUUCUCUUUUUAUUUGCUUAGAUGCCUUAUGCAGAGUAGAGAAGACAAUCGUUACAAUUUGGAUGUUGUUGAGUUGCUCAUUAGAAAUGGAUUUGUCCACAUGCCUCAAUAUGAUGUCUACUUGUCCUCUUUAAUGGAAAACGGACUUAAUCAGAUUGGCAUUAAUUUUACUACCCAGCUAAUGCAACGCUUGUGUGUGGAAGAUAAGACUCGUGCACCUCAACAGGUGAUCUGUUCAGAGGUGAGUUGGUUUGUAGGUGUAGGUAUUCGAAAUGAAAAUUUCAUGAAAAUAAAUAAAAUUCAAAUAUUCCCAUAAUUAGAGGUUGGCUUAAUCAGAACACAACCAUGAAUUUGAUUUCUCAGUCUCAAAUUUAAAAAAAAAAGUUAUGGAUUCCUCAGAAACAGCAUCAAAUUUUAGAGGAUCUGAAAGGGAUAGUUUUGACACCCGCCAUCUUCUAAAAUAAAUAAUUUUAAACACGUUGAAAUCUCAUACACACAGCCAAUUAUACAAACUUAAUUUUUUUAAGGGUUGUCACUAAGACAGACCUGCUUACGAUUUUGGCGUACAAUGUUACAUUUUGAGGUGUAUACAUUAUAUAUACUUUGAUUUUUUUUUACUAUUAAGAUAAUGUAUCGAACGAUUUUGUGAUGAUGUAAACAGGUCUGCUAAGAUGUAAAUUUAAAAAAAUUAUUCUUAAAAAAGUGAAAAGAAGCAAAUUGAGAAAUUAUUAACAGGGAGACAAAAAGUCAAGUUAGUUCAUUUUUAACAAUUCAUAGAAAUAACUAAAUCAUUUAGUUUGUGAAAUAUCUUAAAUAAGCAUGUUCAACAUAUUGUAUAAACUGAUAAUGUUUUUAAUUGGAAAUAAACUCAGGUUAAAAAAUACAAAUAAUUUUUAAUUCAAUAGCUGGUGGUGACUGAUUUUUUAAAAAAAUAUGAAUUUGAUGAAGUUUUUCUGAAGCUUGGGGGAUUAGUUCCGUAAACUAAUUUGCAAAAUAGUAACAUUUUUAUUAUAAAACAGAUAGGCUUUCAGAAUAUGUACUUUUGCACGCUUUGAAAUGGUGUCAACAGCUAAAAAAUAUUUUUUUUAUUUUAAAAUCAAUGUUUUUAAGCAUACAUUUUUGUUUUACAUCUUGCAAAAAAUAUGUCAGAAUAAAGAUCUACAUCAGUACUUUCUAAAAAAAAUUUCUUUCAGUCCAACAAAUAUAUGGUAAAAAUCACCUGGCAGUUAGUGAGAAACAAUUUUUUAAAAAAAUAAAAUGAUCCACGCAAAAAAAUUUUCAGUGGCUCAUUUAGAAUACCUCAAACAUGUUGAUAUAAGUUGUUGCAGGGAAUUUCUCCAAAGCUUGGGCUUUCAAAGUAACCCACAUAAAUGAUGAACUUAUUUAUAGCAAAACUUUAUUUAAUCUUGAGAAUAACCAAACUCCACCUUAACAAGCAGAAAUGUUAAUUUUGUACUACUUGUGGAGAUACUUUGAAAAGUAUUUUCUAAUCCUGAAACAAAUUUUACAUUAAACCAUUGUUCAAGAUUUUAUUUUUGUUAUUUCCUUUUGUAGUCUGACUUCACCAACAGCAUUGAAGCCCUGAAUAUGAUCGGUUCUCGCUCACGCCAAACUCAGCCAGACAGCCUUCCUGCCCUCAUCGAAUCUUUGAGGGUGGGUGGCAGCUCUUCAUCUGAUCCUUCCAGUCUUAUGGACCGUGUGCCAGGAAGUGUGACCUCAAUGAUGCAAACAGGAAUCACACAAGCUAGGGAAUUUGAUGACCCCGCUGGCCUUCAUGAAAAAACUGAAUACCUACUUCGUGAAUGGGUCAACAUGUACCACUCACCUCAGGCAGGCCGAGACAGCUUUAAGGCAUUCAAUGCUUUUGUGCAACAGGUAGUAAAAUUGGACCUCAAGUUUUAAAUUAAUCCUCUUAACGGGGAUAUCAAAUAAUUAUUUUAACAAAUGAUAAUUUUAUUUGAGACAAGGUUUCAACAUAAUUUAAACAUACUAAAAUAAAACAUCACGAUAUUCCAGAUGCACACACAGGGCAUACUUAAGACAGAUGAUCUGAUUACACGCUUCUUUCGACUUUGCACUGAAAUGUGUGUUGACCUCUGCUACAGAGCUCUGGGUGAGCCAGGACAAUCAACAACCAUGAUUCGAGCUAAGUGUUUUCACACUUUGGAUGCAUUUGUCCGCCUGAUUGCAUUACUUGUUAAGCACUCUGGCGAGACCAAUACAGUCACAAAGAUUAACCUGCUUAACAAGGUGAAUAAAAUAAGAAGUGAACAUUGUAAUUAAAAAAAUAAAUCUCUUUAACUUUUCUUUGUUACAUUUUAUCUUCUAUAAAAUUAGAAAUGUAUGAGGAGAAUAUUGCAUCCAAUGGCAACAUGUUUUUCUAUUGGCAUAUGUAAUAUACCUGAUAAAAUUUAGACAAGUGGGAGUCCUUUUUUGAAUAUUUCUAAUUGGACCAGAAUUUCAAAUCUUAUCUUCAGGUGCUGGGCAUAAUGGCGGGUGUGCUGCUGCAGGACCAUGAGGUGCGUUACACUGAGUUCCAACAGCUCCCGUACCACAGAAUUUUCAUCAUGCUCUUCAUCGAACUAAAUGCUCCGGAGCCUAUUUUGGAGGCCAUUAACUUUCAAGUUCUUACAGCUUUCUGGUAAAUUUUUAAUUAACACUGAUUUAAAUUCUGCAAGGAACUGUUCAAUAAAUUCUUAAAGCUGUAACUUUAAUGCAUAAUCUUUGAUUUUGUACUAAAAUAACCCCUUACAUUUGACUUCAUUAUGCUUUUUUGAUGGGUUUCUUUCCCCCUAAGUUCUUUCCCAUGCCCUCAUUAUAACAGGUAGACUUCUGGUUUUGAAGGAAUUUGAAUCCUGGGCUAUGUCAAUGAUUUUGUGCCCGAAAAUGUACUUGGAUUAUUGUAUAGUUACAAUUUAUUCAUAAGCUUCUCUAUUUACGGUUGCAAUGAACUUUGAACAUUUUUUCGCUAUCCUAAUAAUGAUUUUUUAAAAUAAUAAUUUUAUCCUCAGUCAUGUUUUUCAUAUCCUCCGUCCUGCCAAGGCACCAGGGUUUGCUUAUGCAUGGUUAGAGUUGAUUUCUCACCGUGUGUUCAUUGGCAGAUUGUUGGCUCUCACUCCGCAUCAAAAGGUUUGUUUGGAAUCUCUAUUGGAAUUUAAUACCAAGCCAGAUUUUCAAGAAUUCAUGUUUCUGUUACAAAAUCAGAAUAGUUGAUAGAUUUUUUUAUAGAUAUUUAAGUAUACUGAUGCACUUAAGAAAAGAAAAUAGAUGCUCAGAUCAUUAUAAUUAAAAGAAAAUAGUGGUACAAAUAAUAAUAAAGCUAUAGUUCAACUCUGCAUUUGAAUUAUCAAUUUUUCUUGGCUGUGUCGGUAUAUAAAUAUAAGUAUGUAUUUUUUUUUUACUCUUUAAGUUGUUGAUGCUGUUCUAAAUGUAGAUUACUUAUCUCAUUAAGGGCUGGGGCUUUUAUGCUCAACUGCUGGUAGACCUUUUCAAGUUUCUGGGUCCUUUCUUGAGAAAUGCAGAUAUGACUAAACCAAUGCAGCUCCUCUACAAGGCAAGAACCAGUGUUUAGAACAUAUUAAAAAAUAUUAGUUAAAGAGUUUUGCUUUCAUAAAAAAACAACAAAUUUUAGAUAUUUUUGGAUAAUGUCUAAUCAACAAAUUUGUUUUUCUAAUUUCAGGGGACCUUGAGGGUUCUGCUGGUUUUACUUCAUGAUUUCCCUGAAUUUCUCUGUGACUAUCACUACACUUUCUGUGAUGUUAUUCCACCCAACUGUAUUCAGAUGCGCAACCUUAUUCUUAGUGCUUUCCCUCGCACAAUGAGACUGCCAGAUCCAUUUACUGUCAAUCUUGUUGUGGAGCACCUGCCUGAUAUCAACAAGGCACCUAGGAUUUUAACAAAUAUUGUCUCACUUAUUCAGCCAGCUUCUUUCAAAAAGGUCAGAAGUGGUAUAUAAACAUAAUUUAACUGUGAUAAUGUAUAAUCUGUUAAAAAAAAAAAAUGCUGCAUAGAAAUUAUAUAAAUGUAUGCAAGAAAGGCUGUUUAAUUUUUUUUUUCCCCCACAUUUAUAGUUUAGUGAGAUUUAUUUAUUUUAACGAAGAUUGACAGUAUAAUACAAUCUCCAGCUGUUUUAUUUUUUCCAUUAAGAAUUUAUAUUUAAUAGAUUUAUAUGAAACUCCUGAAUAUAUCCGCAAUGUUUAAGAAUCAUAAAACCUCGGCACAAUUAACUCUUUGGUAGCUAAUUGAUAAUAAUUUGCAAACUAUAUUUCAGGAUUUGGACUCUUACUUAAAGACAAGAUCACCAAUAACGUUUUUGUCUGAGCUAAAGAGCAAUCUGCAGGUACUGCCACCCAAUGCUGUUAUCUAUGGACUUUAUGUCUUGUCUCCUAUUCAGAAUACUUUUAAGUAAAAAAUAAUUCUCUUUAACACAACUCAUAGUGCAUUUAACAAAUAUCUAUCCAUCUUAACCUCAUUACCCAAAGAUUUCAUAUUGACAUUGGAAUCAUUAAUUAUCAAUUACACCAUGUUGUCAACAACAAAAAACUAUUCCAAAUCCUUGUGAUACACUUAUAAAUACGUAGUAAAUAUUUACUAUUUAGUCAAUGUCAGCAGCAAAAAAAUACAUUUAGAUUUAUAAAAUACUUAUUUCUCAUUUUUGAUCUUUCCUUUAAAUUUACUCUUGAUAAAGUCUGAUACCUCUUACUCUAUAACAUUGCAACUGCUUUUAUCUUUUGUUAUUUUCAGGCAAAUCCUCAGGGAAGCCGCUAUGAUAUCCCUCUGAUAAAUGCAUUGGUGUUGUAUGUGGGGACACAAGCAAUCCCACUGCUUCAGAAUAAGGGAGUCAGCAUGAGCACCAUAGCACCAAGUUCUCACAUGGAUAUCUUCCAAAACUUGGCUGUUAAUUUGGACACUGAAGGUAGCAUUUUUUGCAACUUGGAUUUAAAUUAAAUUCCAUAUCAGACAUUUUAAAAUUCUACAUGUUUAUAAUCAAAUAAUAUUUAAUUAAAAACUUUACGAAAAAUGUACCAGCAUGUUUUUAAAAAAAAUAAGAUAUUUUCUUUCACUUUCAAAAGUGGUAAAAAUUGUCCUUGUGGGCCUCUUAUCAAAUAGAGAGGGUUUAUCUAAAGUAAGCACAUUAAGGAUUUAAGAUUUAUCAUACAUUAAAAAAAAUUCUGAAAUAAUUAUGAUGGCAACUUAAAAAGAUAAUCAUUUCUUUUCUGCUUUCCAUAUUCAUUAUUUAUUCUUUCUUAUUAAUAUUUUAAAUAUUGGCUUUGGUUUCAGGACGCUAUCUAUUUUUGACUGCUAUAGCCAAUCAACUGAGGUACCCUAACAGUCAUACCCACUACUUCAGCUGCACUCUCCUAUAUCUGUUCAGACAGGCCAAUGAUCAAACUAUUCAGGAGCAAAUAACAAGGUAAACCUUUAUUAUUCUAUUUUCUGACAACUUUUAAAAAAUACUUCUCUACUUUAUAGUUUCAAAAUCUCAUCAACAAAGAGUUGGUAAAGAAAAAAAUAAAUUUCAAACUUAAACCCAAUCAGUGCUGAAAUGUAAAAAAAAAAAAAAAAAAAUUAAAAAUAAUAUAAUUAGGGUCUUAUCAGCAAGAUGAAAAUAAAUUUUUAAAAUUUCAUUCAACAGGGUGCUCUUGGAGCGUUUGAUCGUCAAUCGACCUCAUCCAUGGGGUUUGCUCAUCACCUUCAUUGAGCUGAUCAAAAACCCAAACUUCAAGUUCUGGGAGCAUGAGUUUGUGCGUUGUGCUCCUGAGAUUGAAAAGUAUGUAAGAACAGGCAAUAUUUCAUGGAGCGCUGGCAGUAGUGCAUAAACUUCCAAAGAUGAUGUAAAGAAUUUUAGUAAAAUAUUUACCUUUUUUUAGAAUGCUUGAUAAUACACUUUAAAAUAUGCUUCUUCUACUUCCCUACUUUCCUGGGAAGCCCUAAUCCAUCAAGUAUGGGUUAUUAUCCGUAUUACCUUGCAUAAUCAUACAAUGCUUACUCUAUACUAUAUAUUUUUAUUAUUGAAAGAGGGAUUUGGGGGUUUUAAUUCAGAGAACUGUGAUUCUCUUAAAUUAAUUUUUUUUAAAGCUUACUUGUGGAAAUAAAACUUGACAUGUAUUUUACUAAAAAUCAAGCCAUUGAGAUCAGGGUUAAAAUAUGUUAUGAAUACUUGCUUCAUCAGUGGUGCCAGUGCUCCAUACUUUCAGCAUUUUUCUCCUUUCUUUUCUUUUAAAUUUUAAUUUUUAAAAAACAUUUUGUGGCUUGGUUAAUAAUGGCCACAACUUUCUAAAUAAAGUUCAUUUUAAAAUUAUUCUGUAACCAGUAUUUUAUAUUUUUUUCCACUUAAGAAGCCACAGUUAUAAGUUUGUUUACUAGUAUGUCUUUGACAUCAUUUUGUCUUUGAAAGAUGAUGGUGUAGCUUCUUAUCUGGGCCUCAGUGAGCACCUGAAGAUUCUAAUCUUUGAGUUGAAGUCUGCUACACUUUCAGCAGAUUAACAUCAGACUUUGACAUCACUUCACCAUCUGUAAUGAUCCUCAGCUCAGGGUAUCUUUAAAGCUUUCAUGCACACGCCGUUGUUGUCAACCUGAUUCUUUGUUGGGAGGAGGCCUGGGUCCACUCUCUUGAUGUGGCAGUCUCUUAGGGUGCCUCUUGCUACUCAAGUUGGCAAAUUCCAGAACCUCAGUGUUGGACACUUUUCCCCCAUUCAAAUGUUUGUGGUUCAUGGCUCACUCCCCAGUUUGGUCAUUCCAGACCCACUUCUUUAAUAUGACCUUUGGCAAUCCUGCUGUUCACCUAUUUGUUAAUGGAGAGUGAGCUGGAGAUGGUUGACUCCUGACAUGUCCCAUGAAACUGCUGCAGUGAGCCUAUCAUGGCUAGGUUCUUGAAGCCCCCAGGGGCUUUUCUAUGUGAAGAAGGGCAAUUUCCUAGUAAUUAUAGCAGUUGAUAAGGUCUUAUAAGGGAAUUCUCACAAGUGAUGCAGUUGUUUUUUCUGAGCCCUCCCGUUUUUUCUGAGCUCUCCCAUGUUCGGCUGGUAGGUCUGAGUUGGUCUUCUAGGAGUCUGCGACUGUAUAUUGUGUUGAAUACAGCUAAAGAUCCAGAAGCAUUUGCAGUUGUUGCCUCAGUCUGUGAUGACUUUCCCAUUUUGGACUUGAUUUGCAAAGUCUUGAUUCCUAUUAGAAACUCCUUACAAUGCUGUUAAUAGAAACUGUUGGUCUUCUUUGAACAGUGUUAUGAAUCAGUGACACUUCCUUCUGGCAUGGUGAAUUUUUGUGGGCAUUUUGUCGUACCAUCCUGUCCAUGAAGAAAGGUCCUUUGUCUCAGAUGGCCAGAUUAUAGGUGUGGGGGAAGAGUACUAUCGCUAAUUCGUUCUGGUGAUCAGGUGUAGCUGAUGCAAGUGGUGGGAACAUGGUGACUGCAUGAUACCUGGUGGAUCUUCUUGCACUUGAAUAAUGUGUUGGUCACAUAGGCUGUUGAAGCAGCACAACUCUAGUAGUUGAUCACUCCCUUUGAUCUUGCCCUUUCCUUGAAAGCUGAGGCAAGUAGGUCAAGCCUCAAGGCCAGGUCUCAUCCUAACAGUUAGUUCUUAUAGAAGCUAGAUGGCUUCUCUGCUGGGAGCACUCCUUGGUCUAGAACUUUUAAUAACUGAUAUUGAAAGCAGGUAGUUAAGGUAUGCUUGCUUAAUAUGUUGGCAGGCCUAAGAAUGUUGACAUCCAGAGGGUAAGGAGCCUUUCAGAGCCAGAUGAAAGGCUUUUUGAUGAUGAGCAUGACUAGAGUAAUGUUUAGCAAUGAGCCAACACCAUACUUUCUAAUUUCAUCAGCCAGCUUAACCUGCUGGAAGAAGUUGUAGUUGGCUACAUUGAUGGUGCUGCUAUUGGUUAAUCAGGUCUUUUGAAGGCAGCCUAUGUCCAUGUCCAUUACACCAGUCUUCCAUUAUGUGGUUGAUCUGUAACAUGUCCUGUCUGGUUUCCAUCGAUGUAACCACACAACUAUGUCUUUUAACAUUAGCUGGCAUCACUUGCUUCUUUUUAUUAUAAACUUUCAGAUUGUUUGAAAAUGUAGCCCGUUCAUGCUACCAGCAAAAACAGCAAACUCCUCAGCAAGGGCCACAGGGCAUGCUAAGGGAAGAAACACAAGUGGAUUAAACGUCUGCAGAACUACAUUAGAAUCUACAUUAGCUUUAUCGCUGCCGGAUAACAGAUUUUAGAAAGCUUUUCAUAAAAGGUGGUUUAUCUCCAAGUUUUAAAAAAAUCUAUUUCAGAGAUUUGUUAAAUUUGUCUUCAUUUUCCCCCUUUGCUUUCAGUUUAAAAUGCUUAAAAUGUAAUUGUCAUUUUAAAAUAGCCAGCCACAUCAUACUUGAAAAAUGCACUAGAUGAAGCAAAUUUGUUCCAUAAUUCAAAUUCAUUUUACUCCUUUUUUUAAGAACUCAUUAUUCCAAUUUUUAAAAUUAAUUUACUUUAUUAACCAGUUCUCAAAGGUUUUUCAAAGUGAACAUUAAAAGAAUAUUGACAAAUACCCCCAAGUCACCUCAUUUAUUUAUAUGAUCCAUAUAAUGUGCGAAGCUGAAGGAAAGUUUAUGUUUAUUACAAAUGUGAACAUUCUUUCUUUAAUUGAAAUAUCAUUUGUUAAUGUACAUCUCUUUCAUUAAUGCAAUAGUUCAUUCUUUACAAUGCGUUUGUAUAUUCACCUGUACAUUAUCUACUUUAAACCUGUUUUCAAGCAAAUUUUAGAAAAAGAUUAGUCAUUUAAGUGAUAUUUCCUCUGCUCUGAGAUGGCAGUUAUGAGCAUAAGCUAAGUUUUUUUAAAUUGAAUUAUUUUUAAAAAAUUAUUGUGGAGGAACUAAGAAGUUCAGUUUCUUUUGAUAAUGAAACAACCAAAUUAUUUUAAAAAGGUGUUUAAAUUGCCUCUGUCUUACAAGCUGUCAACUGUUUAAUGUUUGUAAGUUAUUUACGAAGCUUGUGCUCUGUUUUAUUUUGGUAGCUUUGUUUCAAGUGUAAAUAGUAUACCUGGUAAAGAAUGAGGAAGUAAGAUAAAUGCAAAUUAUUUUUGUACAGUGAAUACUUCGGUGAUGAAUGUUUUCCAUUUUAAACAUUUGAAAAAAAGACCGUGAAACGGAUAUAAAUAGCAAAAUGGGGUAGUUGAUGAAUACAAGCUUUUAUAUAUAUUAUAUUAUGUUGUACAAAGCAGUAAAUUCAAUUUUCUUUGGUAUUGGACUUGUGCUGUAUUAGAUGUUGUGACAUGUAGAAUAUCUUUUUGAAAAUCUUUUUUUUCCCUUUUUUCUCAUUCAAAGCUUGUCCUGGGUUGUUUUUUUUUUUUUCAUUUCAUAGAUCAUUUGCCAUUUUAUGUAAAAAUAAAUAAAUAUACAUACAAGAAUAAUACUUAUAAGAUUGUAUUUUUUUUUUUUUUAAAUGUAGAAUGUCUUUUUGAGAUUUUUUUUUUUCUCUUUUUUCUCUUUCUUUUCUUUUCUUUGUUUUUUUUUUUUUUUUUUCAUUUCAUAGAUCAUUUGCCAUUUUAUGUAAAAAUAAAUAAAUAUACAUACAAGAAUAAUACUUAUAAGAUUGUAUUUAAAAUGUAUUUUUAAAAUCUAAAUGUGGGGUCAGUUUUAAUGUAUCAUGGUGAUUUGUUUCUCAUCUCAUGUGCGGGAGGAUGGGAAGAGUUACUCAUGAUUUGAUGUAGUGUAAUUUAAGUCCACAACACUUUACAAUAUGGCAAAACAUCAUUCAAAAUUAAAGUAUAAAAAAACAAUUUUUAUUUUUGUUAAGUUAAGAUUUUUCUUAACAGCUAUUGAAAAAUUUUUUUAAAAAAAUGUUUUUUUAAAAAAUUCUCCCUGCGACCGUAGAGGCCACAAAAAUAAUCAUUUUUCAAAACCAGUUGACCCGUUCACGCACCUGUGCGGAGGUGUGUGCUUGGGUAACAAAUGAAAAUUGGGCAGACUAAAUCUUUUUUUUCCUAUUUGCAUGACAGCAAGAUAUUUUUUUCAUAAUUGAAAUUGUUUAUGGGACAAAAUGGCAUUUGAUCUACAAUGUUUCUUGAAGUUCCCCUUUGUGUGUUGUCAAAUUAUAGACACUGUACAAAUAAAUGUUUCAUUUGCAUUCUACACAUUUGUUUGAGUUAUUUAUACAAGGGUUGGAUGUUCUGAGAAUAUAAGUAUAUUGGGAC